AUGAGUGAAGACUGGAAGAAAAAAAAAAUAGAUAAUUUUGUCAUUUUAAAUAAAAUCUUAGGCAAAGGCACUUAUGGCACUGUCUAUCUCGGCUAUAUGGAUACCGGAUAGAAUCAAGUGAGAAUAGCUGUCAAAACAGUUCCCAUGGAUGUACAUAUUAAUCGAUCAAGCUUAGUCUGUAAAACAAUCCCCACAAAUAUUAAAUCUAAUUAAAAGGGAAUCAACCAUUCUGAAGGCUGUUGAACACCCCAACAUUGUUCGACUCUAUAAUGCGAAUCGCACAUAAAAUUAUAUUUAUAUCUUCUUGGAAUUCUGUCCAGACGGAGAUCUGAGAAAGUUUAUGUUGAGCAAGAAAGAGAAGCAUCUAUCUGAAGUUACAUUUAAUUAUAAUUGUUUUUAGUUGGAGGCCAUUAUAUUCCUAAAACACAUAGUCGAAGGAUUCAAAGAGUUGUUUCAAAAGAAAAUCAUCCACAGAGACAUCAAACCUGAAAACAUACUCUUGUCAAAUGGAAUUGCUAAAAUUGCAGAUUUUGGAUUCGCUAGAGUGAUGGAAGUUGAAAUGGAUGGUAUUGAAAACUUUUAAUUUCUAAUCAAGAACCUGGGAAAUUUUCCAGAAACGGAACUCCAAUCUACAUGUCACCCUAAAUAUUAAGAGGACAGCCAUUCUCAGCCAAAUGCGAUGUUUGGUCUCUAGGUAUUAUGUUCUAUGAGAUGCUUUACGGAAGAACACCUUGGCAAGCUGAAAGUUAGAUUUAAUUGGAAUAAUUGAUUUUAAAUAAACCACUUAAAUUUCCUACAAAACCUGUUAGAAGUUAAAAAGUUAAAGAGUUGGUAGCUAUGAUGCUUCAAAUUGAAGAAAAAGUAAUUAAUUCAACAAAAAUAAAUAGGAUAGAUUAAAUUGGCAAUAAAUAUUCGAAAAUUAAGUUAUUAAGAUGAAUGAAGACAUGGUUAGAUAGAAUAUGAAUGAAAUCAUGAAGGAAGAUCCCAUGACUAAAUCAAUGAGUCUAAAUAAAAUUUAUUUGGAUCAAUAUAAAGUUGUUGGAUACUUACAUACAAAAAUUGAAGAUUACAGAGAGGACAGCAAAAAUGAUUUGGAUGGACUCAAACAAAUGUUUGAUGAAGAAAAUGUAAUAUAAAAAUCUUAAUUAUUCUAGCCAGAUUUGAUAUUAUCAUAGUAUUAGAAGGAAAUGAAAAGAAGAGAAUCCUUCUAGAAAUUUUAUACUUACUAUCUUUAUGAAAGGAAUGUUGCCUUUUUUAUCAAUUAUACUUAAUUAAGAAUCAUUAAACUUUAAACGUUUGGAGAUAUAACACUUGUCAAAGAAUAAUUUUUGUAAUUAAUUUUCAUGUUGGCCAGAAAUCAAUUAUUGCAUUUAGAAAAAAUCAAUUCGGCUUUGAAUUCAAAUAAACAUGAUUAGUUUGAUCAGGAAUUGUGGGGCAGAUUUAUAGUCAGUAAGGUAAAAAAGUUCAUAAGUUUUUUAGGAUUGCUCAAGAUUACUUACAACAAUUAAGAAUGAUAUCCUUAUCAUUAAAGAAGUAUUUAUUUAAGUAAGAGAAAAAUGCCCUUAAUUUUAACAAUUCUUUGACAAAAUUGAAAAUGUCAAAGAUUUUCUGGGAUAAUACAAAUAAAUUAUAUCUAAAGCAAUAGAUACUCUUAAGGCUGCCUCAACAAAUUCAUUAGGAAAGGAUAUAUAUUCUGGAAUCUAUUAUUUGAAAAUUUGCUUGAAUCCUUAUGAUUUUUUCAAAUAAGUUGACUUUGACUUUAAUGCAUUUUAUGAAGAAACCGAAAAUGCUUCCUUAGAUGAAUUAUUAAAUCUUAUUUGA
Paramecium octaurelia is the source of this 1821-nucleotide messenger RNA. Lineage: Eukaryota; Ciliophora; Oligohymenophorea; Peniculida; Parameciidae. The record is from the annotation of a GenBank genome assembly.